CUUACUCUCACUUUUACUCAUCUCCUUUUUUAUUUUUAUUAUUGUUAUUAUUUAUUAUUAUUAUUAUUAUUAUUAUUUACUUUAUUUUCUUAUUAUUUAACUGUUAUCACGCUUUGAAAUCAUAACAAGAUGGGUCAACAAGAAAACAAUGCUUAUCCGCCUGGAACAAUUGUAUUUGCCAAAUUGAAAGGAUACCCCUGGUGGCCAGCAAAGGUUGAAGAUGAACGUACUGUACCAGCCAAAGUCAUGAAACAAAAGACAAAAACCAAAUCACCAAUAUGGACUGUUUUCUUUUUUGGAUCAAGAGACUAUGGAUUUUUUGGACCUGACUCUAUUCGACCAUUCAACAAAGUCAAUGUGGAAAAGGAUUUAAAGGCGAAAAAGUUUAAAACGAAGGAUUUGGAAAUGGCAGUACGUGAGGCUUUAGAUCCAACUUUGAUGGAAGAAGAUGAACAAGAAGAAGAAGAAGAGGAAGAGGAACAACAACAACCUCAAGAAAAGAAGAAAUCGAAGGUAACAAAGGGUGGAAAAAAGGCAAAUUCAACAGCAACAAAUGAAGUGACAGGGAAGACUAUAACACCACCCGCAGCGUCAAAGGGAAAUUCGGCAUUGCCUUCUUCUACCAAGAAAACAAGGACUCUACAAACUUCAGAUCAAGAAGAUAUGGAUACCCAACAAGUAGUGAAUAACAAACGCAGUGUUAGUGAAGAUGCCAAAUCGGAUAAAAAGAAAAGGCGCAAGUCAAUGUCAAUGGAAAAAGAAGAUCAAUCAGUCAACGGGCACGAUCGUGCAAGUGCGUCUCCAAUCACACCUCGCAAAUCAGAAGAAGGAUUGAACAAGGAUAAUGAAUCACCAGAAUUUACUCGCGAAUUCAAACGACUGUAUCAUCUUAGACAUCGUUUACAAAAGUUGAUGUAUGAAAAGAAACAGGGCGAUAUUCCAUUAGAUGAUUACCCCAAAAUCUCACAAGCUUUGAAGGAUGUUGAAGAUGCGCCUAUGACAUAUGAAUUAUUACGGCACACAAAGAUUGGUAAGGUGGUCAAGUCAGGAAUUGGAUAUGAUUUUGGGAAUGACACAGAAUUCAGUAUUCACGAACGAUGCCAACAAUUGUUGAAAAGAUGGAAGGAAUUAUUUGUGGAUACAAACUUAGCAAGAAAUCAAGACACUGCGGGCGACCAUAGCAACAAAGAUUCAACAACACCAGCAUGAUGAUAGAGGAGGAUGAAUGUUUUACUAUAGACAUUUGUAUAUUUGGUUUGGAUUUCCUUUCUUGGGGAUUAUUAUCAUUAUCAUUCUUAUCGUCACUCUUCCUUUUUCCUUUUAUUCACAAUUCCACAUAUUCUCUCUCUCUCUUUUUUUUUUUCUUCAUUUUUUUUUUUUAUUCCUUUGUGAUUUUAUUUCUUAGUUCCCUCUUCAUAUGUGUCUUUUUGAUGUUAGUCUUAUUGCAUUCCUCUUCCUUUUUUUUUUUUUUAACUUUUACUAUUAUACUUGAUUUUCCACACUCUCUC
Molecule: messenger RNA, 1508 nt
Organism: Halteromyces radiatus
Lineage: Eukaryota; Fungi; Mucoromycota; Mucoromycetes; Mucorales; Cunninghamellaceae
Exons: 6
Coding region: 130-1209 (359 amino acids)
Biological process (GO): regulation of transcription by RNA polymerase II
Cellular component (GO): nucleus
Molecular function (GO): double-stranded DNA binding; transcription coregulator activity
Source: RefSeq, a predicted model, not a curated record